AUGUCUGAACUGCUAGAGCUUAAGCAGGAUGUUGAACUGCUGAAUACCGAAAUCGCAUCGAUAGAAAGGCAACUACAGUCCAUAAAUGAACAGAUACACAGCGCGAGAGAGCGGGGCAGUGACUCACAGAGAAGCCGUAGCCAUACUGAGGGGUUAGAGAAUCAAGAGUACGAGAUUUUUUGGGCAGAUCACCCAGAGCUGAGGAGGCACCUGUUGCAGUACGGUGCAGAAAACCAAGGCCAAGGCCAGAAAGACGCGGCAACGAAGGCGGAAACCACACCCAAGGCACCUAAAUCUACGCGUACACCUACUGAGCAUGACGCCCGCUUGAGGAAUCAGAGCGAUGCUGGCCAUCGCAUGUUUGACCCAGCCUUGGCGCCGUUCUUAGACACCGAACUCCUUCGGUCGCCCUCGAAGCGUGGCAAGAUAUUGUCGACCAGGCCCGAGCAGUCCAAGCAGAGGGAGCUGCGCAACUUCAUCGAGGUAGAGAACUGCUACCGCAUGUGCGGUAUCACGUUUUUUCCCCUGGUCGAUCCCGGGAGACUUGGCGGACAGGAUAAGGACAAUGAGGGCAUCGUGAAUGAAAUGUUGGGCAUCCGCCUGGAGGUCUUCAAUGAGAACACACGCCGGUUCGACUAUCCCUAUUACGUGCUUCUGCGACGGGACGCCAAAGUCGCCACCCGCUGGCAGUUGUUCAAGCAUACGCUUCCCAAAAUGCUCGACGCAGAGCGCAUCUGGAGCACUACGCUGAAUGGCGCUAUCUGCAGCGACAGUGACGUUUAUCUGUUUGCCAAGAAGUGCUACGCAAGACUCAUAGAUAUGCAUUUUCGACUCCAGUUCAUCGCGCGGCUAGAUCCAGACCUUUUCGAGAACAUCCGCACGGACUCAUACGCAGCGAUGCUCUCCUUCCUCAUAUCCGGUGGCGCUCAGCCGCUAGCGGUCACUGUCUUACUCGAGGGUCGAGAAGUCCGCAGCUGCCAGUUGGACCAACAGCAGCACGAUGAAUGGGCCCAUGUGCUUGUGGGAGCAUUGGCAGAUCUCCCCAACAAAGUUAGGGUGCUUAAAGGUAAUGUAGUCCCCGGUUAA
This is a messenger RNA of Eremothecium gossypii ATCC 10895, 1086 nucleotides long. RefSeq names its product Mcm21p (gene MCM21). The transcript is spliced from 2 exons. Lineage: Eukaryota; Fungi; Ascomycota; Saccharomycetes; Saccharomycetales; Saccharomycetaceae. The record is from RefSeq and is marked provisional. Bases 1 to 1086 code for a protein of 361 amino acids. Gene Ontology annotation, cellular component: kinetochore.